This is a messenger RNA of Vespa velutina, 581 nucleotides long. RefSeq names its product gamma-aminobutyric acid receptor-associated protein (gene Atg8a). NCBI's taxonomy places the organism in Eukaryota, Metazoa, Arthropoda, Insecta, Hymenoptera, Vespidae. Gene Ontology annotation, biological process: macroautophagy; autophagosome assembly; autophagy of mitochondrion. Bases 188 to 541 code for a protein of 117 amino acids. The transcript has 3 exons. The record is from RefSeq and is a predicted model, not a curated record. Gene Ontology annotation, cellular component: autophagosome membrane; cytosol; autophagosome. Gene Ontology annotation, molecular function: GABA receptor binding; ubiquitin protein ligase binding.
AUAUUUCGCGCAUUGACGUGUAAAAAGGAAGUAUUAGACGGAAAAGUAUAUACAUACAUAUAUACAUACAUACGUACAUACUAUCCAUAGACGAAGGUAGGAGGAAGAACGACAGAGGAGAAAGAAGGAAGAAGAAAGUCGCUGUGUCAGAGAGUUUGUGUCUCGUGCCAUUAGCACGAGAGAAACGAUGAAGUUUGAAUACAAGGAGGGGCAUCCUUUCGAGAAGAGAAAGGCUGAGGGUGAAAAGAUACGACGAAAGUAUCCGGACAGGGUGCCUGUGAUCGUUGAAAAGGCACCUAAAGCCAAAAUUAGUGAUUUGGAUAAACAAAAAUAUCUUGUACCAUCUGACCUGACUGUUGGACAAUUUUACUUUCUAAUCCGCAAGAGGAUUCACCUUCGCCCAGAGGAUGCUUUAUUCUUCUUUGUUAACAAUAUCAUUCCUCCUACAAGCGCAACCAUGGGAUCUCUAUAUGCGGAACAUCACGAGGAGGACUUCUUCCUAUACAUAGCUUACAGCGAUGAAAAUGUGUAUGGCCACUAAAUAAUUGAGAUGUUGGUAAAUGCCAAAAAAAAUUAAAAAG